UCCAGACAGCCGUCCGCCGGCGCUACCAUGUCGAAGAAGCGGAAGCGCCCCGUCGCCGCUCCGCCGGAGCCGGUAGUAGACGCCUCCAAUUCCAACCUGGACGGAGAGAUCCUGCAGCAGGAGGACAACGCCGCGAUCAGGAGCAAGGGGAAGGGUGGGGGAGGUGGGAUUCUGACGGACAAGCUCUUCUCGGACCUCCCCAUCUCCGACCUCACCGCCAGGGCCAUCGCGGACAUGAACUACACCCAUCUCACCCAGAUUCAAGCUAGAUCGAUACCGCACCUGAUGCUAGGAAGCGAUGUGAUGGCUUCGGCCAAGACUGGAUCAGGGAAGACGCUCGCGUUCCUCAUACCGGCGAUCGAGCUGCUCCACAAGCUGCGGUUCUCGCCGAGGAACGGCACAGGGGUUAUCGUGCUUUGCCCAACAAGGGAGCUUGCUAUCCAGACGCACAAUGUUGCCAAGGAAUUAAUGAAGUAUUAUCAUUCACAAACUGUUGGAUAUGUAAUUGGUGGUAUUGACUUGAGGGGCGAAGCCAAUCAGCUUGCAAAAGGGAUCAAUGUAUUAGUUGCAACGCCAGGCAGACUUCUGGACCAUAUGCAAAAAAACAAAAGUUUCAAAUAUGGAUGCCUAAAGUGUCUUAUAAUUGAUGAAGCUGAUCGCAUACUUGAGGAAAAUUUUGAGGAACAUGUGAGAGAAAUAUUUAAACGCCUUCCUCGGAAGGAUAGGCAGACUGUUCUUUUUUCUGCUACACAGACUAAAAAGGUUGAAGAUUUUGCAAAGUUAACAUUUGGGGAAAAGGAAGAAAGACAACGAAAACUUGUUUAUGUUGGAGUUGAUGACCACGAAUCAAAGGCUACUGUUAAAGGCUUGAAGCAGGGCUACUGUGUCAUUCCUAGCGAGAGAAGGUUUCUUGUUCUGUAUUCUUUCCUAAAGAAGACAUUGGCUAGGAAGAAGAAGGUCAUGGUGUUCUUUUCAUCAUGCAAUUCAGUCAAAUUCCACGCACAGCUUCUUAAUUUGAUCCAGAUGUGUUAUGAUAUCCACGGGCAACUAAAGCAGCAUCAACGAACUAGUACAUUUUUUAAGUUUCACAAGGCACAACAUGGCAUCCUAUUAUGCACUAAUGUGGCAGCACGAGGACUUGAUAUUCCAGAUGUGGACUAUAUUGUGCAAUAUGAUCCUCCAGAUGAACCAAAGGAUUACAUUCAUAGAGUUGGUCGUACUGCCCGUGGAGAUAAUGGGAAAGGAAGCGCGAUACUGUUCUUACUACCGAAAGAACUACAGAUGCUCAUUCACCUGAAGGCGGCUAAUAUUUCUCUGUCUGAGUACGCGUUUAGAGAAGAGCUUGUGCCAAAAUUGCAGACAUACCUUGAGAAUAUUGUCUGUGGGAAUUACAUCCUAAACCAAUCAGCGAAAGAAGCCUACAGAUCCUAUCUUUUGUCAUACAAGUCACACUGUAUGAAAGACAUUUUUGAUAUCCAUCGACUUGAUCUGACGAUCAAUGACGUGUGUUAAUUGGACGAGCUUAUUUUUGAAUUCGUCGCUGUUUUGCUGAAAGUAGCGGCUUCGUUCUGCUUUAGGGAGCCUCCAAAAGUGAACCUGGACCUGGAGAGCAGUGCAUCGAAACAUCGAAAGAAGAGGAAAUUAAA
Messenger RNA from Oryza brachyantha (malo sina), 1646 nucleotides. Its product is annotated as putative DEAD-box ATP-dependent RNA helicase 51. Gene Ontology annotation, biological process: maturation of LSU-rRNA from tricistronic rRNA transcript (SSU-rRNA, 5.8S rRNA, LSU-rRNA). The record is from RefSeq and is a predicted model, not a curated record. Gene Ontology annotation, molecular function: nucleic acid binding; ATP binding; RNA helicase activity. Gene Ontology annotation, cellular component: nucleolus. NCBI's taxonomy places the organism in Eukaryota, Viridiplantae, Streptophyta, Magnoliopsida, Poales, Poaceae.